AUGGGUUUCUUCAUACCACAACAGAACCUCAAUAAUUUGAAACACUACAAAUAUCAAAGUGAAGACCAUUCGCUGCUGAGUAAUAGUAUCCUAAGACCCUUUUGGAGAAAAUUUGCUAAGAUAUUCCCCUUAUGGAUGGCACCAAAUCUGGUCACUUUAUCUGGGUUAGGAUUCAUUAUUAUCAAUGUGCUUACCGUACUAUAUUAUGAUCCAUUUCUAAAUCAGAGUUCUCCACGUUGGACCUAUUUGUCCUAUGCAGUAGGUUUAUUCCUUUAUCAGACAUUUGACGCAUGCGAUGGUAUUCAUGCACGUCAGACGGGGCAAUCGGGUCCAUUAGGUGAGUUGUUUGAUCACUGCAUUGACUCCAUUAAUACAACCUUGUCUCUAUUUCCCUUCUGUUCAUGUAUCGGUAUGGGAUAUGGCGUCACUUUUGUUUUAGUUCAGUUCAUGUGUCUUUGUAACUUUUACCUAAGUACAUGGGAAGAGUAUCACACUCAUAAGUUAUAUUUAAGUGAAUUUUGUGGCCCCGUCGAAGGUAUUAUAAUGGUUGUUAUCUUGUUCCUUCUAUCUGCCAUAUUAGGGCCACAAACCGUAUGGCAUACAAAAUUAUUUGAUCUCAAAGUAAACGAGACAACUGCAUUUAGCAUUGAGACCUACCAUGUCAUGUUGAUUUCUUCUGGAGUAGCAUUGUUGUUCAAUAUUUUCACAGCCACCAAGAAUGUUAGUGAUUAUUACAUGGAACAUAACAAAGCUCUUGAAUCAAAUGGUAGAAAUGAAAAGGAAUCUGUAGAGGAUGAUAUUGCAAAGGCUUUGGAUGGAUUAACCCCAUUCUUCCUUUACUUCAUUUCAGUUUUCUCUUUAGUUCUAGUUGAAUCUAGUUUUGUCUCAUUAUCCUUCAUCCUGUCCAUUGGUCUUAGCGUUGCAUUUGUAGUAGGAAGAAUCAUAGUGGGCCACUUAACUAUGCAAUCAUUUCCAAUGGUUAACCCCCCAAUGGUGGUUCCAUCCGUUCAAUUAGUAUUAUAUUUGAUCCUAGUCAAAUUCAUGGAUUACGAUAAGUUGGAGGUGAUAUUUAGUCUAUGUUGGUUAGGAUUUGGUUUCAGCUUAGGGAUUCAUUUCAUGUUUAUCAAUGAAAUUCUCUACGAGUUCACAAAUUACUUGGACGUCUACGCAUUAUCUAUAAAGCAUCCAAAGAAAUUGUAA
Messenger RNA from Kazachstania africana CBS 2517, 1200 nucleotides. RefSeq names its product diacylglycerol cholinephosphotransferase (gene CPT1). Gene Ontology annotation, biological process: phospholipid biosynthetic process. Gene Ontology annotation, molecular function: phosphotransferase activity, for other substituted phosphate groups. The transcript is spliced from 2 exons. Gene Ontology annotation, cellular component: membrane. The record is from RefSeq and is a predicted model, not a curated record. NCBI's taxonomy places the organism in Eukaryota, Fungi, Ascomycota, Saccharomycetes, Saccharomycetales, Saccharomycetaceae. The coding region runs from base 1 to 1200 and encodes 399 amino acids.